Molecule: messenger RNA, 324 nt
Organism: Geodia barretti
Lineage: Eukaryota; Metazoa; Porifera; Demospongiae; Tetractinellida; Geodiidae
Source: the annotation of a GenBank genome assembly
ACUAAACUGCCGAUAGUGCUGAAGGGGAUUCUGACAGCAGAGGAUGCAGUGGAGGCAGUGAGACAUGGAGUCCAGGGGAUCAUAGUCUCCUACCAUGGAGGGAGACAGCUGGAUGGAGUUCUCGUAUCAAUUGAUGCCCUGGGUGAAGUGGUGAGAGCAGUAGAGGGCCGUGUCGAGGUGUACAUGGAUGGAGGAGUGAGGCAGGGAACUGACGUGCUGAAGGCUCUGGCUAUGGGGGGCAGGGCAGUGUUCAUUGGAAGACCAGUCCUCUGGGGCCUCGCCUACAAGGGACAGGAAGGAGUUUUGGAGAUCCUGAAGGAGGAA